AGAGAGGUGUUCUCUGUGAGAAUGGCGAGCGAGUUUGGAUUUACGGAGGAAGACGUGGUGAUCGAGGAGGGAUUGGGUUAUCCGAGAGCCUACGCGAAGAUCUGUCGGGACUACGAUCUCUGUCCGUACAACAAUGGCCCUCCCUUCACGUUCACCCCGUACAUUCUUCAGCAGAACGAGAGUUUGAGAUCCAAGGAACUAAGUGAAAUGUUCCCGGUAAUCGAUCCAAAGGCGAGGCGUACGGCCAAGCCGAAGAUCUAUCUCAGCCUCCUGUGGAAGCAACUCAAUCAUCUAGGUAAUGCCGGGUUCGAUCCAGCCGUUAUCCGGGUUGAUCCAUGCGGGAAUGUUCUCUACUUCCAUGCGGAUUCAGCUUCUCCUCUCGCUUGGGAUUUUGAUCACUGGUUCCCUUGUUCAAGAGGAGGGUUAACUGUCCCGAGCAACCUUAGGAUACUACAAUGGCAGGCUUGUAAGAACAAGCGUGACAAGCUCGAGUUCCUGGUUCCGUGGUGGGACCUUCAAGUGGGCAUCUCGGUGAAUCAGUUUUUGUCGAUCUUUGCAGCUUCGAAUUCCGAUUUCAGGAGGAGAGCGUUUUCCUUCUUGUUCAAGGAAGGUGAGAGCGAGGAACUCAACGGGUCACAAACCGUGGAAUCUCAUCAUUUCCCGCAACAUUUCGUUGAAUCGAAAGAGAAGCUUGGCCUAGCCGCGGCUGCAGUCGUUGUUUCUCGAAGAGAAUCUUAUGACCCUUCGAUGGUUUUGAGGUCACUCGAUUACAAUCGCCAAACGACAGGAAAUCAGAUGAAACUCAGUGCAAGGAAACAGAAAGAGAAUCCAGAUUUUCUGAAAAAUCCGUAUCAUGCCAUUGUUGCUGCAAGGGAUUCGCUGAAACAACGAGAGGAAGCUCACAAUAUGAGGGCGGAGAUAAAGAAAGUAGAUGACGAGCUGAAUGAGAUGACGGUAAAGAACAACGAAGAGCGUAUGACGAUUCAGGAGUUGGAGAGAGAACUUAUUAAGCGAAGGAGACGGGCUGAAAAGUGCAGGAGGUUGGCAGAAUCACAGUGUUCGUACCGGAUUAUGCUCGAGAAAAUGAUCCGUGAUGCGAUGCACCAGAGUGUAGUGUACAAGGAGCAAGUGAGGCUGAACCAGGCGGCGACUGGUGCCUUAAUGGCGAGACUAGAGGCGCAAAAGGCGAUUUGUGAUGCCUCAGAGAAAGAACUUCACAAGAAAUUCAAAGAAAGAGAGGAGCUUGAGAAACGGGUCAGGCCCGAGUUGGAGCAAGCGAGGAAAAGGUCGAGGAUACUGCAGUACGAGGACUUGUUAUUAGAUGAUAGAGACCGAAAGAUGGCUCUGUAUCUUCCUGCAACAAUGGCGGAAACUCCACACAGGGAGUUGAGAGCUUUUCUUGAAGAAGAAAACAAAGCCUCCGAGGCAGAAGCUGGUUCUUCAUCCAUGGCCAAGGAAAUUGAGGAGGAACAGACAGGUUCUGAAGAACAGAAGACAAAGACCGAGGUUUCUGAGAGAUCCCUAGUUGUGUUAGAAGAUAACCCGAAGAAGGUAGGAGGGAUACAAGAAGAGAUGAGAAGGAGCUUUAGAGAAUUCUGUGUUGAAAAAGAAGCAGAGAAGGAGGAAGAGGAAGAUGAAGAAAGCAGGAAAGAACGAGGGAGAGGAAACGUAGAGAAAUGGCUACAGAUUUUGCUGGAAAACAACAAACAGGAUGAUUCAGAUGAUCCUCCUCCUCCUCAAGAAUCGAACGAGAAAGAAAACGGGAAGAGAAUGGACGAAAUCAUCGAGAAGCUUGACCUGAAGUUCCCUCUGGAACGAAAACCCGAGACACCAGCAAAGAAAAAGGAAGCAAGAACUGAAAGUGCAGGCCGAGGCAGAACGAGUUUCGACUCCAAGAAAACCCCGGAGAAGAAGGCGAAAGAGAAAGCGGUGAAGAGAUCGGAAAGCGCAAGAGCGUUCAGGAGGAUUCCGUCCUCUCCAUCGUUGAUCUUCGGGACGAAGAAAGGCGUCGAUAGUAUCAGGAAGAAGCCGGUUGUGGUUGCAGGGGACGACGACGAGAACGAGUAUCUCGUCAAGAACAACUUCAUCAGGUCAUCCAUCAACACAAUCAAGCGAGCUGUGAAAUUUUAGCUGCUUUUUUUAUAUUAUAAGAUCUGUUUUAGUGUGAUGAUCAUUUUCCAGUGAUUCAGUUUGCAGUUUAUAUAUAUAUAUAUAUAUAUCGUUUUUUUGUAUAAACGAACAUUCCAUUGUUGUUUUUCAUGUGUAAUAAUAACAGCUUGUUGUGUUUCCAAAUCAAAA
This is a messenger RNA of Tarenaya hassleriana, 2298 nucleotides long. Its product is annotated as trichohyalin. Lineage: Eukaryota; Viridiplantae; Streptophyta; Magnoliopsida; Brassicales; Cleomaceae. The transcript has 7 exons. The record is from RefSeq and is a predicted model, not a curated record. Bases 22 to 2130 code for a protein of 702 amino acids.